This is a messenger RNA of Artibeus jamaicensis (Jamaican fruit-eating bat), 5363 nucleotides long. RefSeq names its product solute carrier family 4 member 10 (gene SLC4A10). The record is from RefSeq and is a predicted model, not a curated record. Bases 162 to 3461 code for a protein of 1099 amino acids. Gene Ontology annotation, molecular function: solute:inorganic anion antiporter activity; monoatomic anion transmembrane transporter activity; sodium:bicarbonate symporter activity. NCBI's taxonomy places the organism in Eukaryota, Metazoa, Chordata, Mammalia, Chiroptera, Phyllostomidae. Gene Ontology annotation, biological process: transmembrane transport; regulation of intracellular pH; bicarbonate transport. Gene Ontology annotation, cellular component: basolateral plasma membrane; plasma membrane. The transcript is spliced from 26 exons.
GAUAAGCAGUACUUGUAUAUGAGACCUGAUAUCUACAUUACGGAUUACAAAAAGAUCGGAAAAGAUACUGAUGGACAGAUCUGUUGUUUGAUGUUUUCUUCACUAGCCCUGAAGAUGCUGAGACAUAGAGAUGGCUGUGAUUAUCUUUUGUAAGACAGGAAAUGCAAUCUUUAGGGGUUUCUGGAAAUAGAAAGGUCAUGCAGUCUGGAACCUGUGAACCUUUUCAGUCUCUAAGUCAUCAGAGAAAUGAUGAAGAGGCAGUUGUGGAUAGGGGUGGAACUCGUUCUAUUCUCAAAACACACUUUGAGAAAGAAGAUUUAGAAGGUCAUCGGACACUAUUUAUUGGAGUUCAUGUGCCUCUGGGAGGAAGGAAAAGCCAUCGGCGUCAUAGGCAUCGUGGUCAUAAACACAGGAAGAGAGACCGAGAGAGAGAUUCGGGGUUAGAUGAUGGAAGGGAGUCACCUUCCUUUGAUACCCCUUCACAACGGGUACAGUUUAUUCUUGGAACUGAAGAUGAUGAUGAGGAGCACAUUCCUCAUGACCUUUUCACAGAGCUGGACGAGAUUUGCUGGCGUGAAGGUGAGGAUGCUGAGUGGCGAGAAACAGCCAGGUGGUUGAAGUUUGAAGAAGAUGUGGAAGACGGAGGAGAGAGGUGGAGCAAACCAUAUGUGGCGACUCUAUCAUUGCACAGCUUGUUUGAGUUGAGAAGCUGUAUUCUGAAUGGAACCGUGUUGCUGGACAUGCAUGCCAACACUUUAGAAGAAAUUGCAGAUAUGGUCCUUGACCAACAAGUGAGCUCAGGUCAGCUCAACGAAGAUGUGCGCCACAGAGUCCAUGAAGCACUGAUGAAACAGCAUCACCACCAGAAUCAGAAAAAACUCACCAAUAGAAUCCCCAUUGUUCGUUCCUUUGCUGAUAUUGGCAAGAAACAAUCAGAACCAAACUCCAUGGAUAAAAAUGCAGGUCAGGUUGUUUCCCCACAGUCUGCUCCAGCCUCUGCUGAAAAUAAAAAUGAUGUGAGCAGAGAAAACAGCACUGUUGACUUUAGCAAGGUUGAUCUGCAUUUUAUGAAAAAGAUUCCUCCAGGUGCUGAAGCUUCAAACAUCUUAGUCGGGGAGUUGGAGUUUUUGGAUCGAACUAUAGUUGCGUUUGUCAGGUUGUCUCCAGCUGUGUUGCUUCAAGGACUGGCUGAAGUCCCAAUCCCAACCAGAUUUUUGUUCAUUCUUCUGGGACCCCUGGGAAAGGGUCAACAGUACCAUGAGAUUGGCAGAUCAAUUGCAACCCUAAUGACAGAUGAGGUAUUUCAUGAUGUUGCUUACAAAGCUAAGGAUCGUAAUGACUUGGUAUCGGGAAUUGAUGAAUUUCUGGAUCAGGUUACUGUCCUCCCUCCUGGAGAAUGGGAUCCGAGCAUUCGUAUAGAGCCUCCAAAAAAUGUUCCUUCCCAGGAGAAGAGGAAGAUUCCUGCUGUGCCAAAUGGAACAGCAGCUCACGGGGAAGCAGAGCCCCACGGAGGACACAGUGGACCUGAACUCCAGCGAACAGGAAGGAUUUUUGGGGGACUUAUUUUAGAUAUCAAAAGAAAAGCUCCAUACUUCUGGAGUGACUUCAGAGAUGCUUUCAGCCUGCAGUGCUUAGCAUCUUUUCUAUUUCUCUACUGCGCGUGUAUGUCUCCCGUCAUCACGUUUGGAGGACUGCUGGGAGAAGCCACUGAAGGUCGAAUAAGUGCAAUCGAAUCUCUCUUUGGAGCAUCCAUGACCGGCAUAGCCUAUUCUCUCUUUGGUGGACAACCUCUUACCAUAUUAGGCAGUACAGGACCAGUUUUGGUGUUUGAAAAGAUUUUGUUUAAGUUUUGCAAAGAAUAUGGGCUGUCAUACCUAUCUUUAAGAGCCAGUAUUGGACUUUGGACUGCAACCCUAUGUAUCAUACUUGUGGCCACAGAUGCAAGCUCCCUUGUUUGCUAUAUCACUCGGUUUACUGAAGAAGCUUUUGCUUCUCUUAUUUGCAUCAUUUUCAUUUAUGAAGCCCUAGAGAAGUUGUUUGAACUCAGUGAAGCAUAUCCAAUCAACAUGCAUAAUGAUUUGGAACUGCUGACACAGUACUCAUGUAACUGUGUGGAACCCCAUAAUCCCAGCAACGACACCCUAAAGGAGUGGAGGGAGUCCAACAUUUCUGCCUCGGACAUAAUUUGGGAGAACCUAACUGUGUCAGAAUGCAAGUCUUUGCAUGGAGACUAUGUUGGACGAGCCUGCGGUCACGAUCACCCAUACGUUCCAGAUGUUCUGUUUUGGUCAGUGAUCCUGUUUUUCUCCACAGUUACUCUGUCAGCCACCCUGAAGCAAUUCAAGACCAGCCGCUAUUUUCCAACCAAGGUUCGAUCCAUAGUGAGUGACUUUGCUGUCUUUCUUACAAUUCUGUGUAUGGUUUUAAUUGAUUAUGCCAUUGGGAUCCCAUCUCCAAAACUACAAGUACCAAGUGUUUUCAAGCCCACCCGAGAUGACCGUGGCUGGUUCGUUACACCUUUAGGUCCAAAUCCAUGGUGGACAGUAAUAGCUGCUGUUAUUCCAGCUUUGCUUUGUACCAUUCUCAUUUUCAUGGACCAGCAGAUUACAGCUGUCAUCAUCAACAGAAAAGAGCAUAAGCUAAAGAAAGGCUGUGGAUAUCACCUGGAUCUAUUAAUGGUGGCUGUCAUGCUUGGUGUGUGCUCCAUCAUGGGCCUGCCAUGGUUUGUAGCUGCCACUGUUCUCUCCAUCACUCAUGUCAACAGCCUAAAGCUGGAAUCGGAAUGUUCAGCUCCAGGAGAACAACCCAAAUUUCUUGGCAUUCGGGAGCAAAGAGUUACUGGGCUUAUGAUUUUUAUUCUUAUGGGUUCAUCAGUCUUUAUGACCAGCAUUCUGAAGUUUAUCCCCAUGCCAGUGCUGUAUGGAGUAUUUCUUUAUAUGGGUGCUUCAUCUCUAAAGGGAAUUCAGUUCUUUGAUAGAAUAAAGCUCUUCUGGAUGCCUGCAAAACAUCAACCAGAUUUUAUAUAUCUAAGGCAUGUACCACUUCGAAAAGUCCAUCUCUUCACAGUCAUUCAGAUGAGUUGCCUUGUCCUUUUGUGGAUAAUAAAGGUGUCAAGAGCUGCUAUUGUUUUUCCCAUGAUGGUGUUAGCUCUGGUAUUUGUAAGAAAGUUAAUGGACUUACUGUUUACCAAACGGGAACUCAGCUGGUUAGAUGAUUUAAUGCCUGAAAGUAAGAAAAAGAAACUAGAAGAUGCUGAAAAAGAAGAAGAACAAAGUAUGCUAGCUAUGGAAGAUGAGGGUGCAGUACAACUGCCAUUGGAGGGACAUUACAGAGAUGAUCCAUCUGUGAUCAAUAUUUCUGAUGAAAUGUCGAAGACUGCCUUGUGGAGGAACCUUCUGAUUACUGCCGAUAACUCAAAAGAUAAGGAGUCAAGCUUCCCUUCUAAAAGCUCCCCUUCCUAAUCACUCUAGAAGCUGAUUCCCCAAAGCACUGAAAGCCGAAAAGAGAAGAAAGCUGAUUCACAGAAAGGUGUUGACAGGGAGACUUGUCUAUGACUUGAUCUUCAAUUUAUUUUUUACAAAUAUCUGAGAAGAGUGCCACAAUUAUUAAUAAAACUGCUUUGAUCAUGUAUUGUAAAUUCUGUCUGUCAUCCCAAACCCACCUUCAUACUGUAAGUAGUGCACCGCUUGUUCCAUUUCUGUGUUUAAACUUCUGAGCAUCGAGGCACCCCUGUGAGCAUCUGCGGUAGCUAAUGCAAGAACCUCUGCAUUGCUUGUGUGUGGGGGGCAUUUGUAAACACUGGAUUCUCAUUGUCAGUUUUGUGAGAGCAAUAGCUUUCUUAAAGAGAUAAGUAAUAUUUACCUAGUUUGUAUUUUCUUACUUGUAGCGACCUGAAGAUACCUGGUAAUUUCACUGAGAAGAAUUUUGAAAGGUAGUCUUCUUAUUUUUUUAUAGCUUAGCAUUAGUGACUUAUUUCAAAAGACCCAAAUCAAAAAUUUCUUUGGAAAGCAUUUUUUAAUAACUGAAUUUAUGCACUUGCUUGAUUUAAUAUGAUACAUUUAAUACUUCAGAAUUUAUAUGUAACUAAAACUUAAAUUUGAAAAAAUACACAGAGACCUAUUCACAACUUGUUUAAAAGAAUCAGACAUGAAUGCAAAGAGUCAAGUAGUAUUUGCAUAAGAUUCAAAUUGUGCUCACAUAAUCAAAUAUUGGGCUUGUAUGGAAAUGCUUUAGAAAACCAAGUUUUGUGAGAUUUUCCAAAAACCCUUUAUCAGGAAUAUGCUGUUAAAUUCCUCUCCUAUUGGCAACAGAUAUUUUCCAAAUAGACCUAUUAUAUAUAUAAAUAUACCCACACAUACCCGUGGAACACCCACGGUGAGUCUCUGCAUGCAAAACCCCACUCCUGGGCAGGUGCUCUGCUGCAAAAAGUCGUUUGCUGCUGACGCUGCUCCCGCCUCACGUUCCGAUGUUAGACUGGCAGGUCUCUCGGGACAUUUCUUUCUGUAAAGCUCUCUUCCACUUUUUAAUUAAAGGCAUGUUGUAAAAAAAAUAAUCUUAUAAAUGAAAUUUUUAGAUUCUGUUUGAAAAGCUUCUGUAGAUAUUUCAGUUCAUUUGAAAUCAUCUUUACUAAGCUUAUCCAGAGGAAGAAAAGUCAAGGAUUUUUGAGCAUUACUAAAAAUACAGUGUUUCUUUUGUUUUAAAUGAAUGGGAAGUUAACAAAGAGUAUGUCUCAUGGUACGCUUGUUUCCUAAUAACGAUCAGUGAUCAUCAACAUUAUAAUCCUCAAUGUCCAAUUUCAUAAUCAUUCAAAGCCCUGUCCUGAAAGCUAUUAAUUACAUAUUCUGUGUAUAAUGUGUGUGAAGAGUGAGCAACAACAGCAAUGAAAAACAAAUGCUCUUGUGAUUAAGUUUAUGAGGGAAAUAAAAGUAUCACAAAGCCUUCAUUAGGUUCAACAUUUUGAUACCUUCUGAAAAAUUCCCAUCACAAUCUCUUAAGGAGCCAUUUAUUUAAUGGGACAUAAGCCUAAAAAAUAUAAGAAGAAUAUGCAGUUAAUAAAGUCUGUGUUUAUAAUUGCCAAGGGGAAAAUAUAGAAACUUUCCAUUCUAAUAUGUUGCCUUUGUGUAUUUUAUAAUACAGAUACUAUAUCAUAAACAUUCUCGUUUUAUUAUUUAAACUAGUUGUACAUGCCAGUCAGUCCCAUAAGCAGCCUCUCAGUGUUUUAAUAUAUUAAUAACCAUUCUGUUCAAAAUGAUCAUAGUGAAAUAAAACCUUCACAUGAUCACCUGUUUGUUAAGCAAUCAUAUCCAAUGAAAUUCUGUAUUCUGAGUAUUUUUAUAGUCAUCUUGUUUUCAUGUGAAUCUUAA